Messenger RNA from Diaporthe batatas, 3102 nucleotides. RefSeq lists its product as uncharacterized. The transcript is spliced from 4 exons. Lineage: Eukaryota; Fungi; Ascomycota; Sordariomycetes; Diaporthales; Diaporthaceae. The record is from RefSeq and is a predicted model, not a curated record. Gene Ontology annotation, molecular function: ATP binding; ATP-dependent protein folding chaperone. Bases 739 to 2652 code for a protein of 637 amino acids.
GCGUAAGCACGCACCUCGUGGACCUUCCUUUCUAACGGUAGCAGGUGGUGUCAAUUCGCAUUGACUCGGCUGCCUCUUUUCUUGCUCUUCUUUUUCGUUUCAAACUGCCAGUCUCGUCUCCUUCCCCACAGGCUGCCCAGGUGCGCCGUGCAACAUACCUACCUAGGCAGGAACGGACGGUCUUGACAGAGAGCAUCGUGCGACUGGUUGACCAAGUAGUCUGCCUGCUUGCCAGAUAGGCGAGGUACUCGGGAGGAACCGUCCAUACUGCGCCCCACUCUUGCGCCCAUCCAUCAAUUGGGAGCCGGGUCUCAGCACCACCAACAGACAGUCAGCACCUCGGUUCCUCAGCAAAGCUCCAGUACAGGGCACAGAACCGACGAGUGCAGAGACAUCCAACAAACAGUACAGGCAACUCGAAACGCGUCGCCGUGGCAGACACGCAUUGCUGGUAUCGCAACAAGCGACCCGGGAGCGAACCUGUUGGCCCGCUUUCCACCAACCGGGCCGAGUUGAGCUGAGGACUCACAUCUAUUCCCAAUCUCCGUCGCCAUAGGAAUCGUCUCUCAGGCCCUGCGGACACGCCCUCACUCGCUGCUCGCCGCUCGCCGCCCGCCGCUCGUUUGUUUCGACUCUUACCCUGGCUUGAGCAUGACGGCACUGCUCGUGAGACAGAACUGAGUUGUCGCUCGCCUCGGGCCGCAGCACCGGCCCCCUCUCCCUGCGCCAUCAGCCACCAUGAAUAACCUCAACCUGCCCAUCCGAGGCUCGCCCACAAGUGAGCGCAACCAACAGAGCAGGAAUUAUUUUACCAGUUAUGCCCUGCCCUCGUCCACUGAGGCCAUCAACGGGCCUGUCAGAGAGCCAAUCAGGGACUUUGCGCCAAUAGCCGACAGGUUAAUUGUCGGCGUCGACUUUGGGACUACCUUCUCGGGUGUCGCUGCCGUCUAUACCUCCAACCCUGACGAUGUCGAGAUCAUCAAGACAUGGCCGGGGGGCAACGGUAUAACCUCUGACAAGGUACCCACCGAGAUAUCUUAUGAGAUCCCCAAAGACGCGCCGUCCGGCACCAAGCCAACUGUAAAAUGGGGCUUCCAAUUCAGGCCCGAGGAGUCGCGUCUGCGGUGCAUCAAACUGUUCUUGGACCGGUCACAGAAGCUGCCAUUCUACGUGAGCCCGCUUGAGACGGCAGGCCAGCUUAAGAAGUAUAACAAGACAGUCGUCGACGCCGUUAGCGACUACCUGACCCAGAUCUACGACCACACCAUGGACACGCUCACGCGACGGUAUGGCGAGUCGUUUAUGGCAUCUACAAAGGUCGACUUCGUGCUCACAUGCCCGGCGGUUUGGUCUGACUACGCCAAGAACACAACCCUCCAGGCAGCCGAGAGAGCAGGCAUGGGCGCGAAAUCGUCUAUCCAGAUGAUCAGCGAGCCCGAGGCAGCUGCGGUCUACACCCUAAAGGCUAUACAACCCAAUCACCUGAAUGUCGGGGACAACUUCAUAGUAUGCGAUGGUGGAGGAGGCACGGUUGACUUGAUUGCCUAUAAAAUAAUAUCUCUGAAGCCACUCAAAGUAGAGGAGUCGGCCGUGGGGACAGGCGGGCUCUGCGGUAGCGCGUUCCUGAACUACCGAUUCGAGGAACAUGUCAAGACAAGGCUUGGCAAGACCCGGUUCGACGAGAUGAAGGCCAAGAAGGGCAAGACCUGGCAGAUGGGCCUUCGGUAUUUUGAGGAAUUUGUGAAGCGCAACUUCAACGAGGACGAGCACCAGGAGAUCAACAUCCCAUUUCCGGGUCUUGCGGACGACGAGGAAGUCGGCCUCGACUCGGGAUUCUUGGUAAUGACCGCGGCUCAAGCCAAGGAAAUCUUCGAGCCCGUUGUAAAGGAGGUGUGCGACCUUGUACAGGGGCAGGUCGACGGCCUCCGGGCCAAAGGCGGCAUCGUGUCUGGAAUCAUACUAGUCGGUGGCUUCGGCCAGAGCGACUACCUGUAUCGACGGGUCAAAUCGCACUUCACCAGUGCGGCGCCCCCACCGUACAGCGAGAGGCCGACCCACGCGAAUGCUCUGAGCAACGCCGGUGACAACACCUCCAUCGAGGUUAUGCAGCCCGUGUAUGCAUGGACGGCGGUUGUCCGUGGCGCGGUGCUCAGAGGUCUUGAGGGGAACAUGGUCAUCUCGAGAAAGGCGAGGAUGCACUAUGGCACAAGUUAUGCGACAGUCUUUGACGAGGACAAACAUUCAGUCAGUGAGAGGUAUUGGAGCCCACUGUGGGAGAGGUGGAUGGUGAGCGAUCGCAUGCAGUGGCACAUUGCAAAGGGGGAUGCGAUAUCGCCGCUCACGCCAAUUGCUUUCCACUACACGAGGAACUUCAGGCCAGGGCAGUCCCUGGUGGUUACGGAUGAUCUGAUUGCGUGCGAGGCCGACGAGCCUCCAGCAGCAUACACGCGGGACCUGGUCCAUGUGUGCAAGCUCACCACGGACCUGAACGCCGUGCCCCGGAGCCUGUUCACCCGCUUGACCACGACGAGGGGGGUCGAGUUUGACAACCUAGACUUCACACUCGAGAUGAUUGUUGACAGUGCAGGCUUGGGCUUUGAGCUCAAGGUUGACGGGGUCAGGUACGGUCGUGUGGACGCAGAUUUCCAGUGAUGGACAUAACUCACAAGACAACGAUGAUCUGCGUGAUGCUCAAAUUAGACAUAGCGACAUAGUAAAGUAUACGGGGAGAAAGCCCCUGUCUGGCCUUGUUGAAGGAUCCUCAAAAGUCUUCACGUGCCUUAUCAUUGCACCCGCAAGAACUUACACGAUGCAUAGGAGCUCCUCCGGCUUUCCUACGUCGCUGUUUAAUUGGAUCUUGUGCUGGAGACCGUCUCUCCUAUGGACCACCUCAGCAGGCUAUUGAUAAGGAGGUUCUCCUGUACGAGAUUAUCUCUCAAAGGUUGGGAAGCUGUCUUAAUGAGGGUGGUGCCAUAGAAAGUCUUUUUUUUUUUGGAGGGAGGGGGGUGGCAGAUGCCGUGGUUGGCUUGCAGGCACCGGAGUAGAGCUUGUACUAAUAAACAGCACAUUCCAAAAGUUCAACGUAGCACAGGAGAACCAAAA